Closterium sp. Yama58-4 is the source of this 1818-nucleotide messenger RNA. NCBI's taxonomy places the organism in Eukaryota, Viridiplantae, Streptophyta, Zygnematophyceae, Desmidiales, Closteriaceae. The record is from the annotation of a GenBank genome assembly.
AUGUCGACAACUCGCUUCCUCUCCGCGCUCUUGGCGAUACUCGCCUUGUCAUGCCUAGCGGCCGACGCCCGAAAACUACAAGAAGCGGACCCCGCAGUCCCCGCAGUGGAGCCUCAGACAGUGGAAACCACCCCCCUCCCCGGAACUCCUAAGCUCGCGAGCAUCGCCGUCGCGCCGAACGCGAAAGCGACGAGCCCCAUAGUGCCCACGACGACCACCGCGCCCACCCCCAAGGGGAAGGCCCUUGGCGGUAAGGUCGCUCCCGCCGGCGGGAAGCAGCCGGGCCCCGGCGCGCCCAAGCAGGGCACAGCAGGCGGCGCAGGAGCGCCCAAGACGCACCCCGCGCCGGUCCCCAGGGGGGCGGAGCACAAGGGGAAGCCGCUGGGGCACGAGGUGAUGCAGGUGGGCACUGUUCUCCGCGGGUCGUCCGUCGUCGGCGCGGCGCCCGGCGACGCGAACGCAGCGGGCAACGCGAUCAUGACGGUGUAUAAGAACGGCCCGGUGGUGAACAUCAAGUAUGUCGUCGCCGUGCGGAAGCUGUCCGUCGCGGGACUGCCCACCGGCGCGACGAUCAACAUGGCCGCCAGCGACGCGACGGGGCCGGCAGUUAUCAGCUUCGCGGGAGCGAAAUGGGUGAACACCACGGGCAUUGGCGCUACGGCUUCCGCAAACCCCGCGGAGAACUACCUGAGCUAUGCGACGACCGGCGUGUGGGAAGACGUCGCCAACAUGAAAGCGUUGUCUGGCCAACCACUUUCGACGACGUUCUCGAAAGUGAUGUUUAACCCCGAAAAAUUCUACGUGGUGGUGUCGACUCCGGCGUUCCCCGCGGGCGCCGUGCGCGGGCAGCUCCGCAAGGGCACCGGCGCAACUGUGCUUCCGCCUGGCCACCGCAAGCAAAUGGUGCUUGCGCUUCCGCGCCAUAUCUCCGCGGCCCCUCACCUCAACAUCCCCAUUCGACGCGCUGCCACGUGUCACGCUUCCCGCGUUUCUCGCCAAGGCGUUUCUUCUAGGGCAUCUCUCGUUGUGAAGGUCCCCGCAGAUCGCGCUCUCGCCGCAGCUGCCGGAUUUAGCGCUACAGUCGGGUUCGCAGAGUCGCGUGUUUUCGGGUUACCCGAUACGCGCGCUUUGCUCGCGUCGCAGCGCGCGACAGCCGGAAACUGCGCUACAGCCGGAGCGGGUUCGCGCACCGCGGGGCGUGGCGGCGCGUUGGGGGUGAAAAUGGUGCUUACCGAGUCGCAGCCUCUCGCUUUAGGCACCCGAGCGCCGGAUUUCACGCUAGUGGAGCCUCUGACGGGCAAGACAUGGUCUCUCUCCGACUUUGAUGGCCACCCGGCUCUCCUUGUCAUGUUCAUUUGCAAUCAUUGCCCCUUCGUGGUUCACAUCAAGUCGCAACUCGUUGCACUUGGCAAUGAUUAUAUUUCCAAGCAUGGGCUUGGAGUGGUUGCCAUCUCCUCCAACUCGGUCCUCACCCACCCUCAGGACGGACCAGACAAAAUGGCAGAGGAAGCCAAGCAGUUCAACUUCCCCUUCCCCUACCUCUAUGAUGAGACGCAAGAGGUAGCGAAAGCUUACCAUGCUGCCUGCACGCCCGACUUCUUUCUCUUCAAAAAGGACGGUCGCCGCCCCUUAGAGCUCGCAUACCACGGACAGCUGGACGACUCGCGUCCCUCCAACGGCCGCCCGGUCACUGGCAAGGACCUUCGCACGGCUCUUGACUGCGUGCUGUCUGCGAGACCAGUCCCCAGUGCCCAGAGGCCCAGCAUCGGCUGCAACAUAAAGUGGGCACCAGGCAAUGAGCCCGGCUAUUUCGGUUAG